GUAUCUUUGCAGGUGGACAAUUCACCCUGUGUGCUAGAAAUUCUAGACACAGCCGGUACGGAACAGUUUGCCUCGAUGCGAGAUUUGUACAUUAAAAAUGGUCACGGCUUUAUCGUUAUGUAUUCUCUAACCAAUCACCAGACAUUUCAGGAUAUCGCGAGUAUGCGAAAUGUGAUCAGUCGUGUGAAAGGAAGUCAACCAGCACCAAUCCUCCUAGUCGCCAACAAGCUAGAUUUAGAUUGCCAAAGAGAGGUGUCCACGGCCGAGGGUGGUGCCCUAGCGGAGCAGUGGGACUGUCCGUUCAUCGAAGCAUCGGCAAAGGAUCGCAUCAACGUGAACGAAGUAUUCGCCACCGUCGUCCGGGAGAUGAAUAUGACCUCCGAGAAACGUCAGAAGAAAAGUUACUGUUGUUGUACAUUAUUAUAGAAGUGGCACUAAGUCUAAUUUUAACCUAAUUAAUAAUUAAAUAAAUAAAGCCUACAGACCCGUAGGAAGAACAUAGGAGAUUCAAGGUGCGUGUGCGUUACGGCGCCAGCGCCACCAAAAAAGGGGGCCGAAUCAAUACAUCCGUCUGUGUCCUCCGGAGUGGCGUUUUGUGUGGCCCGUCGGAGGAGAGCUCGCUCUCGGAGUAACAGAAGCGGGGUUCGGCCACGGAGAUGGCGGCGAUGGGCUACCGACGGUUUGCUUGUAGUAGUAGUGGAGAUAAAAUACAUUUUUGGAGGAAUUUUUGCACGCUCUUACUGCUGCUGCAUCUAUAUCUGCUGCUGUGCCGCCGGGUGGUGCUCGGGUGUAUCUUCAGCAGGCUAUUUGCUGGAUUCCGCGGUACUCAACCAAACGACUGAAGAAUGAAUGUGCACGCAACUAUGUAAUAAGAGAAUUAGCAUUUGUGGCAGGAUUAGACCGAAACGUGUCUCGUUUCACAGAAACAGAAGCAGCAGAACCGAACAGAACACUGAUUGGUGUGUAGUAACUCGGGCGGGGACUCGGACUUCCCGUUUCAGUGGCCUCAAUGCUAGCUUACACUGGAAAGCGAACGCAGUAUUAAGGUUACACACUCUACUAGCAUUGGGCAAAGCAAGCAUCGGAAAUGCAUCAAUUUUAGGCAUAUUAUCAGAAACACGGGACAAAUGAAACGAAAAUACAUCCAGAUGCGAUUGUUGAGCGGUAGGAUAUUGCAAUGAUCAACGGCGCAGGCUAAAAAAUUAAAUAUAACAGAUAAUAAUUAAUGGUAACACUAACUCCUAUGCAUAUUGAAGCGUGACAGAAAGCGUGAAGAGAGAGCGAGAGAGUGAGCGAUUGAGAGAGCUGGGCAUCAAACUAUUUAAAACCAGAAGGAGUCUAACAAACAAUUCCACUGUCCCUGUCAACCUCGAAUUUUCACCUCACCAAUGGCAAAUUUGGUACAUUCAUUCAUGUUUAUCCUUUGCAUGUCAACGUGGAAACGUCGUAGUAGUUGCAUGUGUGUGUGUCAAUGUUGCAAGAAACGACGUAUCUGGCAGGUGAAAGUUAAAUUAAAAUUAAAAAAUGUUAGGCAAAAAUGAUAAGAAACCCCCUUCUGUGGGCAACGACAUACAACAAACACGGAUGGUUCUCAAUUUUAAACAAACCGGUAUUUAACAUGUACGCUUGGCAUGAAGAGGUCAAUCUUCUACCGCGGCGGCGACGGCCGGUACGAUGUGUAAAUACAAACAGUUAAUUAGAACAUGGAAACACCUAAACCAUUUGCUGCUGCUUACCAUAUUGUCAGUAGAAUUGUGAUUUUGAUUUAGAAACCCCCGGGGCCUCUGGAUAUGUGUCGAGUCAGGGAGAUCACGGAUUUUUCUUACUGUAAAUGUUUUGAAAAUUGGCAAGAAAAACCCUGUCUACUGGUCUGUUUACUUCUGCUCCUCUUUUUACCGCAUUUGAAUCUGAAGGUUUGGUUUGGCCGUCUCAUCGGAGACGGUUUUGAAUCGUCGGUCGGUGGUAAUUUGGUAAUGUUUUUUUAUGUAUUUAAAUUAUGUGCCAUUUUGUAUGAUGGCCUCCCUUUAGAGAGCAGAACAUGCUUCUUCUUUCCGCCGCGAAUCGAUAAUUGCUCGAAUCUUUGCACUCCACGAACGCAGCACCAACUGUACGAAACUCAUGGUGGCCCGUGCGGACGUAACGCAAUCUCCUUACAUGCGGCCGUGCACUCACACACGCUACCAAUGUGAUAAGAGGAGUUAGCAAUUCAGUGACCAGCUGGCCGAUUUUAUUUUCAUUCUGACCACCCGAAAUUGGACCACAAGCGCUUUGCAGCUGGCUUUGGCACGCUUUCGUAGCAGUCUUUUAGCACGAAAUGUGGUCAGCAACUCCUUCUGUGUUUUGUAUGAUUAUUCGAGCUUUUUUUGCCAACAAAACAACGUUUCAGAAAAUCCGAACGCAAUGAAAAUAGAUAAAAGGAGAAAUGAUCAUUCUUAAGCAAAAUCAAUGCGAAUUGACUAUAGCAGCAGACCAGCAUGUAAAGUAGCGGCGGGCGAACAUUCGCACGCUGUUCGUUGUGCGGAUUAAAAUCACCUAGUACACACACUGUCAUAUACAUAUACAAACACAUACAAAAAACGCGUGCAUACAUAUUAUUAGGUGUUACAAGCAACGGCCCCGAUAAGGAGGAUUCUGUAGGGAUCCUGGAGGAAAAGCAAAUGAAGUAGAGUAGCGAGGACGAAUGAUUGUGGUCGAUCAAGGAGAAAACAAGAAAAAACUAUUUUUAUCGUAACAUGUUUUGUAUACAAAAACGAAGGAAGCUGAGAGUGAAAGAAGGACACGCAUACAUAUAUAUGUAUACAUAUAUAAAUAUAUAUUAUAUAUGUAUAUAUAUAUCUGGCGAACGGAAGGGUCCCGGAAAUAGUCAAAUGAUAUGGCGUAGACAUAGAAAUAAGCAACGGAUCGGUGACCGGCCACAACCGUUAGCGUGUGGUCGUCGUUAAGGAUGUUGUGAUGCGUGCGCAUCUGUAAGCAAUCGUGUUGUCGAAACACACUCUAAGCACACCGAAGGGAAACACAGGGCAUGACGGGAACGGAACGAACGAAGCAGAAGGGUUUUAUUCAUAGGAGGCAAAGGAGAGAGCAAAAGAACUGCACUUGGACUCGAUCGAGCCGAGCGCUGGGGAAUUUUAGGCAGAAUCAAUUCAAAUAGUAAAACUAACAACUCCAUCAAGGCUUGGCACAGUUUUUGGUACAGCGCGCUCGCGAGAGGGAGGCGGAUGUUAGACGGCGUGUUUUGCGCAUUCUAAACGGCACGAAUCAUUCGCGGGGUAGAAAGAGGAGGAGCACGAAAGAGUAGGAAAGCGAUACAGAGCUAGCACCAAACGCGCGCGCGUUCUCCUCCUGAUCUUAAGGCUGGACCGUUUUUGAACGACGACGCAAGGAUCGGUUUUUGAUGAAUCAAAGUUCAAGUUGAAAUGGUGCGCGAAAUUACAAUAAAAUAAAG
This is a messenger RNA of Anopheles cruzii, 3445 nucleotides long. It is a transcript of the gene Rap2l, whose product is annotated as ras-related protein Rap-2a. The record is from RefSeq and is a predicted model, not a curated record. Gene Ontology annotation, cellular component: plasma membrane. The coding region runs from base 76 to 426 and encodes 116 amino acids. NCBI's taxonomy places the organism in Eukaryota, Metazoa, Arthropoda, Insecta, Diptera, Culicidae. Gene Ontology annotation, biological process: Rap protein signal transduction; negative regulation of cell migration. The transcript has 3 exons. Gene Ontology annotation, molecular function: GTP binding; GDP binding; GTPase activity.